Molecule: messenger RNA, 575 nt
Organism: Labeo rohita (rohu)
Lineage: Eukaryota; Metazoa; Chordata; Actinopteri; Cypriniformes; Cyprinidae
Product: scavenger receptor cysteine-rich type 1 protein M130-like
Exons: 3
Cellular component (GO): membrane
Source: RefSeq, a predicted model, not a curated record
GAGGAUGCCUGUACUUCUGUAUCAUCAGUGUGGAGAAGCUUGUACUGGGUGUUGAGUUAAUCAUGCUGAGGAUGAUGGGAAGAUGCCUGACACUCAUUUUACUGUCUUCACUUGUAAUACUCAUCACAGCUGACUAUGGGAAUGUGAGGUUGGUUGGUGGACACAAUCGCUGUGCUGGUAGAGUGGAGGUUCUUCUUAGAGGUCAGUGGGGAACAGUGUGUGAUUAUGACUGGGAUUUGGUUGAUGCUGCAGUGGUGUGUAGAGAACUGGACUGUGGAGAACCUGUAGAUGCUCUGACUGAUGCUCAUUUUGGACAAGGAUCAGGACCAAUCUGGAUGAGUGCUUAUUGUUUUGGAUCAGAGUCCACACUGAAGAACUGUGGGUCAACAGGAUAUGGUAAAACCAGAUGUGAUCAUUCUAAAGAUGCUGGAGUCAUCUGCUCAGUCGCUGUGCUGGUAGAGUGGAGGUUCUUCAUAGAGGUCAGUGGGGAACAGUGUGUGGUGAUGGCUGGGAUUUGGCUGAUGCUGCAGUGGUGUGUAGAGAACUGGACUGUGGAGAACCUGUUGAUGCUCUGA